Lipotes vexillifer (Yangtze River dolphin) is the source of this 1661-nucleotide messenger RNA. It is a transcript of the gene POC1A, whose product is annotated as POC1 centriolar protein A. Lineage: Eukaryota; Metazoa; Chordata; Mammalia; Artiodactyla; Lipotidae. Gene Ontology annotation, biological process: cilium assembly. The record is from RefSeq and is a predicted model, not a curated record. Gene Ontology annotation, cellular component: centriole; ciliary basal body. The transcript has 11 exons. Bases 332 to 1555 code for a protein of 407 amino acids. Gene Ontology annotation, molecular function: protein binding.
GGGUCGGUGGGGCGAACCUCUCAUCCUGGACUUUUUAAUUUCUCAGGGGGAAUGAGUGAGGGUGGACAGAGGCCUUUGGCGGCGCCGUCUGUAGACUGCCUGGCCUGGGGGCGCUGGACGCGGAGACGUGGAGCCGGCCAUACAGCUCUCCUUCCAGUCGGGGGGCAAAAAGCCGAGGCGCCGCGUCUCCUUUAACCGCGGUGGGCGGGGCGAGGCGAAGCGAUCCGCGUUGCUAUUGGCGGCGGUUGGGGGCGCGGAAACUGAACGGGACGCAACUGCAGCCGCUUCUUCCUCGGGCUCUUCUGGCGCCUUGGGCGCCCCUGGCCCCGCAAUGGCUGCGCCUUUCCUGGAGGACCCCUCGCUGGAGAGGCAUUUUAAGGGCCACCGGGAUGCAGUUACCUGUGUGGACUUCAGUCUCAACACAAAGCAGCUGGCCAGUGGCUCCAUGGACUCAUGCCUCAUGGUGUGGCACAUGAAGCCCCAGUCACGUGCCUACCGCUUUGCCGGCCACAAGGACACCGUCACCUGUGUGAACUUCUCCCCUUCGGGACACCUGCUUGCCUCGGGCUCCCGCGACAAGACUGUCCGCAUCUGGGUACCCAACGUCAAAGGCGAGUCAACCGUGUUUCGUGCACACACGGCCACAGUGAGGAGCGUCCAUUUCUGCAGCGAUGGCCAGUCCUUCGUGACAGCCUCUGACGACAAGACAGUCAAGGUGUGGUCAACUCAUCGCCAGAAAUUCCUGUUCUCCCUGAGCCAGCACAUCAACUGGGUCCGCUGUGCCAAGUUCUCCCCGGAUGGGCGACUCAUCGUGUCUGCCAGUGAUGACAAGACUGUCAAGGUGUGGGACAAGACCAGCCGGGAGUGUGUCCACUCGUACUGUGAGCACGGCAGCUUUGUCACCUACGUGGACUUCCACCCCAGCGGCACGUGCAUCGCCGCUGCCGGCAUGGACAACACGGUGAAGGUGUGGGACGUGCGGACUCACCGGCUCUUGCAGCACUAUCAAUUGCACAGUGCGGCGGUGAAUGCCCUCUCCUUCCACCCGUCGGGAAGCUACUUGGUCACAGCCUCCAGCGACUCAACCCUGAAGAUCCUGGACCUCAUGGAGGGCCGGCUGCUCUACACGCUCCAUGGACAUCAGGGUCCAGCCACCACUGUUGCCUUUUCAAGAACGGGGGAGUAUUUUGCUUCUGGAGGUUCUGAUGAACAAGUAAUGGUUUGGAAGAGUAACUUUGAUGUUGUCAAUUACGGAGAAGUCCUAAGAGUGCAGAGGCCCCCAGCCACGCUGGCCAGCUCCUCCAGGACUCUGCCAGAAGUGGAUUCCCCCGUCCCACCAGGCAGGGGCAGGAGUCAGGAGUCGAUGCAGAGCCAGCCCCAAGAGCCCGUCAGCAUUCCUCAGACACUGACCAGCACGCUGGAGCACAUUGUAGGCCAGCUGGACGUCCUCACCCAGACAGUCUCCAUCCUGGAGCAGCGGUUGACACUGACAGAAGACAAGCUGAAGCAGUGUCUAGAGAACCAGCAGCUAAUCAUGCAGAGAACACCACCAUGAUCAGGGGAGCAAGAAUCAAGAGCUCGGUUAAUUUGGGGGGUGACAGGCCCGGGGAUUUGUACUAGGGAACUUGGAUAAAUAAAUAAAGGGGAUUCAGCUCUGGGAA